CGUCCCUGAACAGCAAUUCGACGUUAGUUGUCAAUCCUAGACGCUGAAGUUGCACUGCAGCCCGGACACCUACCACCACGUGAGCUCGUCGAAAUGAUCUUCGACUUCCCAAACGCGUCCCUCGUCAUCCGGGUGUCGCAUGCCACUAUCUUCCAAUACGAGCCCUGCGCAACGACACCGUCAAUUCGUUGAUCCACGCUACUCCAUUAUCGCUCGCAACACACCUGUAAAACCCAGGGGAGCCAAUUGAAGCUUCUCUCCCUGUAAUUGGAUGCCGCGGAACUCUGCUUGCAGCUUACUAUUGCUGCCACCUUUGCCACCCUUCUGCUCUGUCUCCAUCUCUACGUUCUGCUCAUUGGAGCCUGUCGCGCUGUUGCUGUUAAUGUCGCCGCUCUGCGGUCGGAAGAAGGUUUUGACGGACGCCGUCCCGUCAAAGUGGAUGCGGCACGGCAGCGAGUGCACGUUUUCCUCCGCUGGUGGCAGCGGACAGCGUGUCAAACACACGCGCACGGUGCUGGAGGCGUCUUCUGCCAUGUUUCGUUCUUGAAAUGUUUUUAGCGGGAAACGCGUUCCCGCCAAAAUAAGUAUAAAUUACGACAGGAUUUCGAUGUAGCCACAAUAGUAAUUGCAAUGGAUGUGGUAGGAGUACGCUCCUCGAUGGUGCUCUCUCUUGGCUCUCGGCGCUAAAGUUACCUGUUAAUCUAUGUAUCAUUGUGCGCAGCAGUCGGUCGCACCCGUGAAGCGCUCGCGCGACGAAGCAAGCAAGCUGCUGGGCGAGAAAAUGCUGCAGGGCUGGACAAUGCUGGGUGCUAGCUGUCCCGUGGAUGACUGCUAUACGCCACUAAUGCGCAAUAAGCAGGGCAAAAUGUACUGUGUUCGAUGCGACCAGUUUGUGGUCACCGAGGAAGAGGCCAAGAAGCAGGCGGAACAGGAGGCUGAAGAACUCGCUGCGACUGAGAAGGAAGAGGCCGAGGCCGAAGCUCGGCGCGAGGAGGAGCGCGCACGCCGCAUCGAGCAGCAGUUCCGCUUGGAAGAGCAAGCCAAGCAGGCCAAGGAGAUGCAGGAACUCGAGCAAGUGAAGGCUCGUCGAGCGACGGCAACAUACGGAGCUGGUAUAGCGAGGCUGCGAUUCUACUUCGAUCGACUCUAACAUGCUUUUGCUUUCUGCUCGUGACAUUAUUUGCUACAGCGAAACGCAAGAUUGACAGCGCGGUGAGCACCAUCAGUCCCGACAGCGACGCAGAAGUGAAUGCCAUCCGCCGUCGGACUCUCGCUGCGCUUUAUCAGGUGGAGCAUCCGCAUUUAUUCUAAUCUGUUGCCGGUCCUAUCGUGCGCUUAUUGCCUUUGGGGAAUUUUGCGAGUGGUUUGAAGCACGAUCACGUGGACUCGACAGUCCGAUCUUUUGCAUGUCUGCAAGCCGAUCAGACAAACUCAACGAUGGCAGACCACUCUCUUGGGAAGCCUAUUGAAGUAUUAACGUUUGCGAUGUAUUUCUUGCAUGUAUUGUAGAAGAUGGCUAUCCUCACCGAUUCGCUCUCACCCAACGACCACAGUGAGCGUCUCAUCUCCGUCGCGAAAGCAGUGCGGGAGAUCGCUGAGACUGCUUGCCUUCUGGAGCAGUAGCUCACACAGUGGAGUGAUACGACGGCAAGAUGCGCAUGGUUAUCAAUGCAAUCGUCGUCGUGAUUGAUUGAAAAAUCGUACUCAGAAGCUCUUGGCACUUAUAGAUCCGUCGUAUGGCGUGGAAUGCCAAAAUCCUCGUCUAGUGUCUCUAGUCCCUCCUCCGCCAAAAGCGAUUUCUGAUCAUCAGCCUUCGCAGGUGCCGUCUUGACAUGCGAGGUUUCUUCCACUGAAGCGUAGAUGUACGUGAGGCACACAACAGCGACACCACUAGAACACACAAUGACAACAAGUCAGCAUUUGCCACAGAAAAGGUAAAGUUCGUGACGCACCAGAGAAUUAGGUAGAGCUUGGCGAUACCAUUCUUCUCGGGAUUCGAACCUCGCCCCAAGAAGUUGAUAGCAGACAACGUGUACACAGCAAUUAAAAUGUUGCAGAUAUAGCUGACGACCAUGUAGAAAGCGAACGCUCGUGAACGGAUGUGCACCGGCGUGAUGUCUCCUAGCAUGACCCUAUCAACAGAUAAAUUGUGUGAACAAAUCGAUCCAUAACAACAGCCAGAAUUCAAUGUAAACGUACCACACGACAGCACCGAGACCAACAGCGAACCCACCAACAAACAUGAGUACCGAUAUCACAGCGACCGUACCCUGGACUGCAAGAUUCUGGUUGAGGUAGAGCAGUGACCAGCUCAGUACUCCGAGUGCGAGAAUCAUAAUAGUAGUACCAACGAUGAGCAGAGGACGGCGUCCAUAUGAGUCCACAAAGCGCACGGAUAUGAUCGUGACGCCUACGUUGGUGAAACCUACGACGGCCGUGGCGAAGAACGGGUUGGUCACCCCAGCGAAGUGGAAAAUCUUGGCCGAGUACAGCAUCACAGUGUUGAUGCCAGUCAUAGCCUGGAAAAAGACGAGGAUAGUGCCUGUUACCAUGACUUUCUUAUGUGCCAGGAGGUGCGACCAAGUCACAUGAGGCUCGUGCUGACGGUGCUCCAUCACGCGAGCGAUUUCCUGUACUUCAGUUUCAAUGGCAUCCUUUUGGUUCUUUGGACGUAGAAACACCAGCGUUGCACGGGAUUGGUCACGCCCACGGUUCUUCAUAAGCCACCACGGACUUUCCGGUACAAGUGACGCGCACAGACACUGUAUCAAUGGUGGCAGGAUCAUGAAUCCGUUGAGGUAUCGCCACCCGGAGGGCACAUUGGAGAUGAAGAAAAAGCCCAGUACAGCUGUCACCAGCAUUCCGAUCGUCAAACUGAGUUGAUGCAGUGACGUGAUCUCCCCGCGUGAGAUGGCAGGCGAGAUCUCCGUUAACAAGAUCGGAACUGUGUUGGUUACAACACCCGACGCCAGUCCAAUGAGCAGUCGGCCAGCAUAGAGCUCGCGCUUGGACGUGGCGAGUGCACAGAUAGCACCGCCAAUAAUAUAGAGCACAUUAUUGAUGAGUAUGGUU
Molecule: messenger RNA, 3072 nt
Organism: Phytophthora nicotianae INRA-310
Lineage: Eukaryota; Oomycota; Peronosporomycetes; Peronosporales; Peronosporaceae
Exons: 3
Coding region: 704-1150 (148 amino acids)
Source: RefSeq, a predicted model, not a curated record